Messenger RNA from Coffea arabica (coffee), 2553 nucleotides. The record is from RefSeq and is a predicted model, not a curated record. Lineage: Eukaryota; Viridiplantae; Streptophyta; Magnoliopsida; Gentianales; Rubiaceae.
AUGGUUAAGUCAACAACAAUUGAUGCAUUUUUUAAAAGAAAAAUUAUUGAAGAUCAAAAGCACAAGGAGAGUGAUGCUACUCCAUCAUCUAUUCUUAGUGAGAGUUUGGUUGUUGAACCUCCCAAAAAAAUUCAAAGAGUUGAACUUGAAAAGAUUGAUAUUGCUUCUUUGGAGCGUGAUCCCGGAAAACGUCCACCUAUAUGGAGCUAUCCUCUUAAUCAACAAGAUGAAAUUCGUCGAGCUUAUAUCAAUUGGGGGCCAUAUCAAGUUAAGCAUGAAAAUUACCCUUCAAGUGGUUCAAAGAAACAUGCUCGUCAUUUUUGUAGCUCUUGGUUUGAAUUGUUUCCAUCUUGGCUUGAAUAUUCUCCAUCAAUUGAUGCUACUUUUUGUCUUUCAUGCUAUCUAUUUAGUAAGCCGAAUGGACGAGUUGAAUUAAGUGCAUUUGUUCUUGGUGGCUUUAAGAAUUGGAAGAAGGUCAAUAAUGGAGAUAAUUGUGCUUUCUUACGACAUGUGGGGAAAAAUCCUAACUCAUUUCAUAGAAUUGCUGUAAAAGCCUGCAAUGAUUUGAUGAAUGCUUCUCAACACAUUGGAACUUUCAUUGAGAAACAAAGUUUUGAGCAAGUUGAGAUUAAUCGAUUAAGGCUUCAAGUUUCAAUUGAUGUAGUUCGAUGGCUUGCAUUUCAAGGUUGUGCCUUUCGAGGACGAGAUGAGAGUGAAAAAUCUCUUAAUCGUGGAAACUUUCAUCAACUUAUUAAGUUGUUGGCUUCUUAUAAUGAUAAGGUUGCAAGUGUUGUUCAAGAAAAUGCUCCAUCCAAUGCCUCCUAUACAUCUCCUGAAAUUCAAAAGGAGAUUCUUUAUAUAUUUUCCAAUAAGGUUAGAAAAGAAAUUUGCCAAGAGAUUGGAAAUUCAAAAUUUUGCAUUAUAGUUGAUGAAGCUCGUGAUGAGUCCAAAAGAGAGCAAAUGGCUCUUGUUUUGAGAUAUGUAGAUAAGGAAGGAUGCAUUUGUGAACGAUUUUUUGGUGUUAUUCAUGUCCGUGAUACUAUGGCUUUAACUUUGAAGGAAGCUAUUUUUUCUACUCUCUCUCAACAUAAUUUGGCCAUUCAUAACAUCCGUGGACAAGGGUAUGAUGGAGCUAGUAAUAUGAGAGGUGAAUGGAAUGGCUUGCAAGCUUUAAUUUGCCAUGAAUGUCCAUAUGCCUAUUACAUUCAUUGUUUGGCCCAUAGGCUUCAACUUGCUUUAGUUGCAGCUUCUAGAGAAGUAGCUUCUGUUCACCAAUUCUUCUCCAAUUUAGUUUUCAUUAUCAACAUUGUUACUGCAUCUAGCAAACGUAAUGAUGAAUUAAAGGAGGCUCAAGCAAUUGAAAUUGCUACUAAGAUUGCUAAUGGUGAACUUGAAACUGGAAGGGGGCUUAAUCAAAUUGGCACUUUAAAACGAGCUGGAGAUACUCGUUGGGGUUCUCAUUUGGAUUCUAUUUCUAGUUUACUGAAAAUGUUCAAUGCUACUUGUGUGGUUUUAAGUAACAUUGCAGCAGAUGGAGGUUCAUACUCUCAACGUGGAGAUGCUAAUUUUGCUUUGAAUCAGUUGUUAUCCUUUGGAUUUGUUUUCACAUUGCAUCUUAUGAAAGACAUUAUGGAAAUCACUCAUCAUCUUUGUAUGGCAUUGCAACGUAAAUCUCAAGAUAUUUUGAAUGGAAUGCAUCUUGUCUCAAGCACAACAAAGCUACUGAAGAAUUUUCGAGAUUCGGGAUGGAAUGAUUUCUUGGUGAAAGUUAAAUUAUUUUGUGAGCAACAUCAAAUUGAUAUCCCGGAUAUGAAUGCUCAAUAUAUUGCAAGACGUGGUAGAUCUCGUGGUCAUCAUGAUGAGAUUAGUGUGGAGCAUUAUUAUCGAGUGGAUAUAUUUAUUGCAACAAUUGAUUAUCAAUUGCAAGAGUUACAUAGCAGGUUUAAUGAUCAUACCGUGGAAUUGCUUGUUUUGAGCACUGCUUUAGAUCCUAGAAAUGGAUUUAUGCUGUUCAAGAUUGAUGAUAUUUGUAAACUUGCAGAGAAGUUCUAUCCGAAUGAUUUUAUGGAGCAAGAACUAGUACGUCUAAGAAUAGAACUUCAACAUUUUGAGCUUGACAUUCCAAAUCAUCCUGAAUUGCAAGAAUUAUCUGGUAUUCAUGAGUUAUGUCAAGGCUUGGUGAAGACAAGAAAAUCAGUGAUGUAUCCUCUUAUUGACAGAUUGAUUAGACUUGUUCUUACUCUUCCUGUAUCAACUGCAACUACAGAGCGGUUGGUGCUCAAGAAUGAAAGUUCUCCAAUUUCGCUGAAGGCGUUUAUGCUUGACACCAAUCUGAGUGCUUCUAUAUCCAGUUUUGAUAAGCAACGUGGGAGUUCUUUUGCCAUUUAUGAAAUGAUCAACAAAGCGUGGAAUUUGCUGAUAAAAUCCAAAGAUUUCUGCAAAAAUCUCUGUGAUAUCCAAGAUGGAAGAUUGCAGUUCAUCUUUGGAGGGCUGGCAGGAACACUGAUACAAAAAUCAUCAUCAAUGUUAAAUGAUCAUGCAAAAGCUGUUUAA